Oncorhynchus gorbuscha (pink salmon) is the source of this 5967-nucleotide messenger RNA. RefSeq names its product GDNF family receptor alpha-4-like. The record is from RefSeq and is a predicted model, not a curated record. The transcript has 8 exons. Gene Ontology annotation, cellular component: external side of plasma membrane; signaling receptor complex. The coding region runs from base 438 to 1853 and encodes 471 amino acids. Gene Ontology annotation, molecular function: signaling receptor activity. Lineage: Eukaryota; Metazoa; Chordata; Actinopteri; Salmoniformes; Salmonidae. Gene Ontology annotation, biological process: nervous system development.
ACAACACAGCUCUGUGUUUGAGCUGCACCAUGCAGUCUGACCAUUCUAAUUUCAAGUCCAGCAGGCGCAAUUGAGGACCGACGACGCAAGGCGACAUAAGUGCAAUUGAGAAUGAUUCUAAACAAAUUCUGCCUCUGGGUCGCUUAACCUUUCGGAAACUUUGGAGGGACAUUUUUCUGAAAAGACCGCGGAACGCUUGCAGUGUCUGAUGCACGGUCUUUGGGGUAACCUAUUCUUGACCACUCGUCUAAUUAUAAUAUAACUGUCAUUUAUUUUACUGCAAGUCCUCUCUUUGAAAAAAACGCGACAGCUGCAAACUUUGCAUCCCUGCGAGUCCAGGUUUGGGAAUUGUCACACAUUUGCGAGAAUCGGCUUGGCUUAUUCACUCAGUCGAUCCUGGGACAUACGCGGUGUGGCUGGAUGUUGCAUGCGGGUCAAUGAGCGCGAGGACAAAGUGCCUCCGAAGUCCCCAACUCCCCGACCUCUCUUACCUGAUGCCGUGCAUGAUGAUUGUCCUUGGAAUACUUCUGAAUGUCCUCAGUCAUGGUAGUGUGCUGGCUGGCUCCAUAGACUGUCUGGAGGCGGAGCGGGGCUGUGUGCAGGAUGAGGGCUGUAUGGGGGUGUACAGGGUGCUAGAGUACUGUGCUGCUGAGGAGGCUGUGUCGCCCCUGGGCCCAGACGCCCGACGUGAGUGCCUGGAGGCCCAGAGCGCCCUGCAGCACUACCACCCCCUCCAGGCCUGCAAGUGUCAGCGCGGCUCCCGCCGGGAGGAGCUCUGCCUCAGGGUCUACUGGACCGUCAGAUUCGCUGUGUACGAUGAGAACGAGGUGUCUCCGUAUGAGGAUCUGGAGGUGGAGUUUGUGAGGCACAUAGAGAUGUCACGCAUGGCCUCCAUCAUGGCAGCUUCCUCUCUGCCUCUGGAUGGGCAGAACCAGUGUUUGAAGGCAGCCCAGGACUGUGGUCUGUACGAGAAGUGUGGUUCUCUGAGGUCGGAGUAUGUUGUGUCCUGCACCAAGCGGCCACCGGGCUCCGACGGCAGCUGUAACAGACAGAAGUGCCACCGAGCGCUGCGACGCUUCCUGGAGCGGGUGCCAGAGGAGUACAGCUUUGCCCUGCUCUUCUGCCCCUGCUCCGAUGCCCUCUGUGGGGAGCGCCGGCGGAAGACCAUCGUACCCUCGUGUUCCUAUGAGGAGAGAGACGGCAAGCCCAACUGCCUCAGCCUGCAGGGCUACUGUGCCAGGGACAAGCUGUGUAGAUCUCGGCUGGCUGAUUUCCAGCACAACUGCCAGCCCUCGUCCCAUUCUCCCUCUGGCUGCAUGAGAGAGAGUGGAGCCGUCUGCCUUAAGGCCUACGCCGGACUCAUAGGCACCAUCAUGACCCCCAACUACGUGAACAAUAUCAGUAUGGACGUGUCCCAGUGGUGCAGCUGUGAGGGAAGUGGGAACCAGUGGCAGGACUGUCUGCGCGUCCUGCACAUGUUUGACAGCAACGUCUGUCUGCGUAAUGCUAUCAUUUAUUUGGGUGGCUCUUCCCCUCGCCCUGUGGAGAGCACUACUCUGCCACCUCGUCGCCACGCAUCUGCCACGCCCUCCCCCCACAUCUUUCAGGACGAGAUCAAUGUCAACGUCAACGUUUUAUCAGAGCGCAACAGUGUGGAAGAUACUGAAGAGGAAGAAGAGGAGGAAAGUCAGGAAUUCAACGUUAUCCCUCAAUAUUCUGAGAAGGAGAAGUCUAGUGUGGGCUCCGGGGCCCGAGGGGGCCAUAGAGGAGCGUCAGGCCAAACAGUACUCAUGCUGCCUCUGCUGCUGCUGCUGCUGCCCGCUGCCAUGCUGGGCUGGGGGUGUCAGGGUUAACGAGCCCCCCCCCUACUACCUCCCUUACGCUCAGCUACGGUAUCACAUUCACUGGGUCACCUCCACCAUGGCAAUGAGAUAGAAUGGACUGAUGGGGAGACUUAAGGCUGAGGGAAGAACGACCACAAGGAGGAAAUGGACAUUUCUUCUGUUUUACAUUACUUGCUGUAUUUCUGUUUUCCUUUCUUACUUUCCAACGACUGGUCCUUUUCUGUAUUCUACAUCUUUCCUCUCCUGCUCUGUCUACUUGCGAUCUGUUUAAGUAGUCAUAGCUGCCCAUCUCUUUUGCUCCUCUCUCACGUAAGUAGACGUAGUUGAACAACCUGGGCCGAUAAAUAAGUCGAUGGCUGAAUUAAUAAGGUCUGUCUGGAUGAAUCGAUAUGGCUGUCUGUCCGGUGCCUGUCUCAAGAUUGGCUAUCCAGCUCCACUCUCCCUCUUCACGAGGAGCUCAUCGCCCAAGGCCAGUAACAGCACCUAUCUCCAAGAAAACAUGACCAGUGAUUGGUGGAACCAUGACGGUUCAUUCCUUUUUGAUUUUUGUGCCAUGCCUCACCUCGCCUUUUUCUUUCUCCUUCGUUAACUUCCUUUCUUUCAUCAUCCCUUGGAUACGAGGGUUGUAAAAAGGGCGAGCCACUCUGUGCUAUAAACCAGAGAGACCUCUGUUGCACUUCCUUCCUGUCUCUUACGUUGCUCUCCUUGUUUGCACCCUCUUCGCCGCCUCAGACUAGGUGCCACUGACCUCUCCAGUUUGUACACCACUUAUUCUCAGCCUUGUGGAGGAGAUCUGAGAAACCCACCACAGGCACAAGAAUUAUACCAAAUUUGAAUAAUGACAACAGCAGAGGAAACAACAUAAGCAAUAAAACAUGAAAUCAGAUGGCUCAGCGGGCAGGUGCUGGGGCCGUCUGGAUUUGAGCUCAGGGGAGAGAGGAACCAAUUUGCUGCUGUCUGUAGUUCACAAGUGCUUUCUAUCCCUAGGUGUUGUUAUAGUUUUGGAGAGACAAUAUCACACUUAGCUAUACCUUUCCUGCCCGUGUUGGAGUAGGAGGAGAUAGGGAGGGAGAGAUGGGGCACUAUAGAGCCCGCGGCAGCUCUGAUCAUUGAGCAUCACAUUGAGCAUCACAUUGAGCAUCACAUUGAGCCUCGAAACCUUUUGCUGAUGUUCAUGUUUUUUUCUCUCUCUCCAUUUGUUUCUUGCAUCGCUCAUUUUCUUGUGAACUUGCAAAAUGAACUCCCACCUGAGGGGAAGUAGGUAAAGGGCUGUGGGUGGUAGUUAAAGGGGGAAACUGCUCUGCUGUGGAAUUGUGUACGUGACUUGCAUUCAUCGACUUCUUUCCGUUCUAGAGGGAGAUGUUAGACCUGACUCGUGCUCUCACCGAUAAUACAUGAUGCUAAAUAAAGAGAUAAAUAUUUACAGGGCAUAUUUGUGCUGCAGCUCUUUACAUCAUCAGCCACCGGUGAGGGGAGUCGCUGGGACUUAAUUCUGAGUAUUAAUUAAGCGGGCACGGUGGCAUCCGUACAGUCUAACACCAUCUCCAAUCUGGACAGUGACGUUCAUGACGACUGCUGUUCUCUUUUUAAUAGGCACCUGUCAUCUCUCACUGCCUGGCAAGGGAUCCUUAUGCUAGUGAUCAUCAAAGUGAGUGACCGCACAAGAGAUGACGUGAGAGCGGCAAGCCUUGAUUUACACACUGAAACAGCCGAAAUAAAUAUGAGCGUAAGCCAUACAAGCGAACAGCAAGAGGGAACGAGCGUGCCAACUCUAAAUGUAUCACGUUGGUUUUGUUUGUACAGCUGUAUGCACAUAUAUUUCCCCCAUGGCCAAUUGGUUUUAAUAAUAUUCAAUGACGUUAGUGCUGACGUUUAGUGCUGACCCAUGAGGGCGCUUCUAGAGGUCUGUUCGGUUUCGAUUCGAUUAUUUUAAAAAUAAUCACGGUUUCCGAUUUCGGUUUCUAAUCUUCUUCUUUUUUUUACACAUUUAAUGCACCAUGCAUUAUGUGGGUUGAAUUCUGUAACACAGAAUAAAACAAUGAAUAAAGUCCCAUGGUGGUUAGUGACUGUCCAUUACUGCUCAUCACUUAUUAACCAUCAUUUAUUCACAUUACUUUGCUUUAAUACAAUAUUUUGUUUUAUUCAAUGGUUUUAUUAUUUCAUUCCGAGUCAUCAUCUCAUCUCUAUAGAGCUGCCGCCUAUGCUGUCUGACAAAAUCACAAUUUUAGUCAUUCUUCAAAGUAAAUAAGGCAAACUUAUGACUGCUGAAUACCAACUAUCAAUCACUUAAAUCAUGUAUUUUCAUGUAGAGAUGCCUCACAAAGCAACUGCUUUCUAUCCAUCUCGUACGUCCUCUCUUCUCUCCGUCUCCAUUAUCGAGGUCUCCGUGUGGAAUAUGGUUAUUGUAGUUAAUUGCCACAUUUUCUGCGCUAAACUGUAUAGAAUAUUAGCCUGUUGGAAACUACAACUCCCUACUACAUCACGCAGUUUGCGCUUGAUCUGAUUUAUUUCUACCGAAACUUAGCAACGUGCUCACAGAAAAAAAAAUGAACUAAAUUAAAUUCAAAUCAUUUUGGUUGAUCACUGAGAACUAAAAUAUGUAUUGUGAUCGAUUACCGGAGUUGCAGAGUUGAUAUAAUGUUUUUGUACUCAAAUAAAUCCACAGAGAAAGGGAGAGGUAAGAGGGAGCGAAUGAAAAAGGUGCGACAGUAGGGGAUUUGGGAAAGAUGGGGAGAGUGACAGACGUAGAUGCAGAGAGAGAGAGAGAGAGAGAGAGAGAGAGAGAGAGAGAGAGAGAGAGAGAGAGAGAGAGAGAGAGAAAGCAAGGGCUCUUAAAAGCUUUCAGUAGCAUUGCUGUUGUAGUCAGGCCUUCUCAGAUUUAUUUUCAUGCCUGUGGCUAAGAGGCGAGUGUCUGUUCCACUCUAUUACUCCUGUGCUUUAACGUCCUGAACUGUGUGCCUCCACCUCAGUUUGGCCUCACAGACCGACAACGCUACUCUCCCGUACAUGCAUUCCCAUCACUCUCUGCCACCGUGUGUAUUUUACAAUCAUCUGCGGCCCCUCACAGACAACAUGCCUCUACAUCUUCUACCCAUUCCUCUUUUCUUUUUCAUGUUGAAACAACAAACACUGUACCAUCAACUACUUGUACAAAGCUUUAUUUUAUGGUAGGCUUUAUGUAUGCUUUAAACAGAAAAUGUGUAUAUAUUUUUGUGUUUUCUUUUCUCCUGUUGUAAUUAUCAUUGAGAGUGAGCUGUGUCUGCUCCGUUGGAUCUUAUGUAUGCCUCUUGUAAGUGUAUUAUGUACAGGUUAUGGUCAAGCAUCUGUCAGUCUCUCUGUCUGUUUGUAACAGUGAAACACUGUUGUUCUGCGGUGUCCUGCUUGCGUUGACCUCGAUAUACAUGUUGAUGGUCAUUUUUAGUAUGGUAUAUGAUGAUCCUCAUGUUCCGCGUUAGAAUCACACUGCUCAUUUACCAAAGCCCCCCGUACAGUUGUGUCAAAUUGGAUUAGCUGUCUGAAUCACACCACUCCUGAGAGUUGUUGAAUGAACACUCUGUGGACAUGGUGUAAAGCCACUUCUUGAAAGUGAUCCUCAGUUGGCACGCUGGUUAACACGUUCAACUUGAGGAGUUGCCGGCCUCUCUGCCAGCCCACUAAACAGUCUUGGGCUCUGUCCAUUAGUAUCAAAAUGGUCGCCAUUUAGAAAAUGGAUGAGGCCAGUGAGAGACUUAGAAGCUAUCCAAGUAACAUAGUAAGCGCAUUGCACUGAACGUGCCUAUGUAGACUUCAGUUGGAGAAAGGAAUGAAGGACACGACAGUGGGCUGAGUUUAACAUGAAACAGCCACUGGAUUAGGGGCGAUAUCGAUCCUUGUUUUGACAAUGAGUUAUCUAGAACUUCAGAGUUCAGCAAUGCCAAAACGUCCCAGCCAUCGCCGUUGCUUUAAGCCACACAGUGCCCUCCUUAUCCCUACCUGUGUCACACCAUCCACCUUCAUGGCCAUGAGUUCCGCCGUGCCCUAUUCAUGCCUGAUGGUGUGAGUUUACAAUCAGGUGUGAGCACUGUGUGGUUCUCCAUCAAAUGUGAGACUUUACAAUGCUGUGUGAAAAAGACGACGUACAAUA